Messenger RNA from Miniopterus natalensis, 1631 nucleotides. RefSeq names its product basigin (Ok blood group) (gene BSG). Gene Ontology annotation, biological process: homophilic cell-cell adhesion; dendrite self-avoidance; axon guidance. The record is from RefSeq and is a predicted model, not a curated record. Lineage: Eukaryota; Metazoa; Chordata; Mammalia; Chiroptera; Miniopteridae. Gene Ontology annotation, cellular component: plasma membrane; axon. Gene Ontology annotation, molecular function: cell-cell adhesion mediator activity.
GGUUGGUGACUCGGUCGGCGGCGACAUGGCGACGGCACUGCUUGUGGUUCUGGGGCUCGCGCUGCUGGGCGUCGAGAGCGGCUCCGGGGCGGGGAGCAGGAUCUCAACUUUCAUAGAAGAUUCUGGCUCCACAACACUCCUCACCUGCACCUUGAAUGCCAGUGACACUGAGAUCCUAGGACACCGCUGGAUGAAGGGAGACAGGGUGCUGCAUGAGGACACGCUGUCCAAUCUGACAACACAGUAUGAGGUGAAAACAGAUGAGAGCAUGGGACAGUACUUCUGCAUCUUCCUCCCGGAGUCUGCAGGCAGGGCCAACGUGGAUGUGAAGGGGCCCCCCAAGAUUAAGGCUGUGAAGAAGUCAGAACAUGCCACCGAGGGGGAGACAGUCGUGCUGGUCUGCAAGUCUGAGUCUUUCCCCCCAGUUACCAAGUGGUUGUGGUACAAGAUGAGUGAUAACGGAGACCAGGUUCUCACCAACAACUCCCAGAACAAGUUUGUGGUGUUCUUGGAGGACAAGACAGAACUGCACAUCCAGAACUUAGACCUGGAGGCUGAUCCUGGUAAAUAUGCCUGCAAUGGCACCAAUGCAGAGGGCACUGGCCAGGCCGUAAUCACACUGCGCGUACGCAACCGUCUUGCAGCCCUCUGGCCCUUUCUGGGUAUCGUGGCUGAGGUGCUCGUGCUGGUCACCAUCAUCUUCAUCUAUGAGAAGCGACGGAAGCCGGAUGAGGUCCUGGAUGAUGAGGACACAGGCUCCGCUCCACUGAAGAGCAGCGGACACCACAUGAACGACAAAGAUAAGAACGUUCGCCAGAGGAACGCCAACUGAGGGAGCUAGUGAGUGAGGCAGUGAGGAGGAGUCUGCACAGGCCUGAGCUGCUGUCCAGAGGAGCCCGGUGUUCCAGGUGUUCCUGGUGUUUGCACCAUUCCAAGUCCUCUCCUCUUGAAGGAAACCUACCCUGCAAAGUAGACCAAACUGUGGAUUCAAAUCACAUGUUUUCUCGUUUUCAAAAGAAACUAAACUAGGGUUUUCUCUAUGUAGAUUUCCAUUCCUUAGGGGUAUUGUUUUUUAUUUUUAAGAGCACUCCAGGGGAGCCUUGAGGUUCUGUGGGAGGCCCCUGCUGUCCCCUACCCAUACCCUCAGUAUGCCCUGGGCAUUUUAAUUUAGCCUUCUAGUCCAAUCAUGCUAGGUGACUGUGGAAGGCAGGCUGGCUUUUCCCUGAUACUCCUUCCACAGCUCACCUCCUGAGGCUGCUGGGCCUUGGUUCUGUCGCUUCCCUGCCCUUUUCAGGAGGUCACAGGUCACGAUGCCUGGCAUCCUGGCUGUCUGAAGCAAGUGCUAUCACAUCACUGCAGGUCUGUGUGACCUGGGACAGCCUGACCUCAUGGCCGCCCCUCAGGGUAUCCCUCUUACUACUCCUGCUGUCCCCACACGUGGGGGUGGUAGUUUGGGUGACCAUGGAGUGGGAGUUGCUGUAACAGCCCCAUUCCCAUCUGUGCCCAUGGUGACUGAAGAAACCCCACCCUAGCUGGGCCUGAGGCUUCUUUCUCCACAGCAUCCUGACUCACAUGGGAACCCCCCACCCCACCUGCCUGCUCACCAAUAAAGGCUGACCCACCUCUCCCUC